UACGAACGUUGCUUGUUUUUGUUUAUAUCGUUGAUUUCCCGCGCAUGCGCACUGCCUGGUUGGCAGAAGUAACCACGCAGCAUGGCAGAGUGUAGCGAUUCCGAUGUUAUUAUGCCUCAUGUUUCUAAUGUCAGUCUUUCACAAUAUGUAUUGAAUCUCGAUAGUAUAGCUAGAUCAAGGUAUGAAACAAAACUGAAAGUUCACCAGGGUACAAUAUCUUUGCCUGAUCCAUAUAAUAUUCCUCAGGACCAGUGGAUAGAAGCCAUGAACAAAUGGCCACCAGUGGAAUAUGCAGACAUGUACAACUACCUUGUAAACACCCCCGGCAUCUACACAAAGGAAGCGACGAGGGCCUACAAAUCACUAGACGGUUACAAUUUUUUCAUUUCGGGCCAUGUACAUACAUGUUUGUUUUAUGAUAUCGCUGAAGAUAGUCCAGUGUGCUUCAUAAAAGCAAGUGUUACCCCAUCACAGAGUGUCACCAAGAAACCACACGAGCCCUGGGUGUGUCUGGACAAGAAACAGGGAUAUGUGAUAUCAGCACACUGCACCUGUAUGGCCGGUUUGGGAGAGGCAUGCAGCCAUAUUGCUGCAGUCCUUUUCAAGAUAGAAGCAGGUGUUAAACUUGGUUUCAGCAAGCAAUCACGGACAAGCACAGCCUGUGUUUGGAACAGAUUUUAUAGAAAAGAGGUUACACCACAGCCUUUAAGAGAAAUCAACUUCAGUAGACACAAAAAAGGCAGCCUAAACAGAAAGCGAAUAACUCCACAGAUUGAAGUUGAACCAGUGAGAGCAGCUCUGAGGCAGCUGAAACAGAUAUUCCCGAAGGCGUGUGUUCUCACCAAAAAUGAUUCAGAUACAGACACUGCAUCUGAAGACGAAGAAAUUCCACAAUUACUUACUAGAUUCCACGAGGUGGAGUAUUCGAUUCUCACACCGCCGGACUUGCAAAAGAAGUGUGAAGGAUUUAUGAAAGAUUUUAAGCCAACGCAACACCAAAUUGACAACCUGGAGAAAAUGACACGGUCACAAGCAGACAGUGCUUUAUGGCAUCGACACAGAGGGAAGAAUAACGGCCACAGUUGCCCAUGAUA
Molecule: messenger RNA, 1094 nt
Organism: Gigantopelta aegis
Lineage: Eukaryota; Metazoa; Mollusca; Gastropoda; Neomphalida; Peltospiridae
Exons: 4
Coding region: 82-1092 (336 amino acids)
Molecular function (GO): zinc ion binding
Source: RefSeq, a predicted model, not a curated record